Molecule: messenger RNA, 2895 nt
Organism: Symbiodinium sp. CCMP2592
Lineage: Eukaryota; Dinophyceae; Suessiales; Symbiodiniaceae
Source: the annotation of a GenBank genome assembly
AUGCUUCGCAGCUUGCGGCAGAGACUACUCGGCCAAGGCUGCAGGUGCAGAGAUAGCCUUCUUGCAAACCGUGAAGCUGCAGGGGUUUGCCGACUGGAGGAGGCUGCCCCCCUUUCCGUUUCGGAGGAGGAGCUCGCCCACAUCCUCGGCAACAGCUUUCCGAGCUCAGCACCACGACCCGGAGCAAACUGCGAGGACUCGGAGGAGCUAGAGCGGCUACAGGAGGAAUUCCUGGAAAUAGUGCAAAGCUCGGAUUCCCAGGCUGCGCUGCGAGCCGUGGAAUCGGCUACCUCCGAGAUAGUGAAUGCAAGCGACGAGUGUGUGGGCAGUGCCCUGCAUUUUAUUGCUGCAGAAGGGCAUGUGCAGGCAUGCCGUGCUUUACUGGCAAGGAGCGAUUUCGGGCAGGUAAACUCCAGGAACGGUAUCGGCUCUACGGCCCUUCACAUUGCGGCUGCGAAUGACGAGGAGGAGAUCUGCAGGAUGAUCUUAGCAUGCUCAAGGUUCACAGUGGGAGCAGAUGCCGUGAACAACAACGGGCAGACAUCGAUGGACAGAUCGAUUUUGCGGCAGAGUUCGGGACUGGCCUUUGCUUGGACAUCCUCGAAGCUUCUGGAUGUCGCUAUGGUACAUGCCGUCGGCGUGGGCGACAGGCCUGUCCAGACAGAGGCAAGAGAUGAGAUGGCAGCUCCUGUUGACGUGCGUCUGAGGGACGACAACGUGGCCCAACGCAUCACUGAGUUGCUGGCGGUCGGAGACACUGCCCUUGACGAGCUUGCACAAAACAGCAGGCUGUUGUUGGUCACAAGCUGGCUGGACUUGCUCGGGGCAACAGAGCCUUUGCACAGCAAGUGCCGCGCACACGCAGUGCUUUUGCAACCGGUGCUCCAAGCAUUCGAGGAUGGAUAUUGUGCAGUGGCUCGCUCGCACAGCGAGCAAAAUGUGGACGGAUUAUCAGGCAAUGCAGCUGGGUGUCGUGACGAGUUGCGCACUAUUGUGCAGAUGGCAUCGGAAGGCAUGUUGCUCGCUUGCCUGCUGCUGGAAAGUACGACGGACCAGCACUGGUACUUCGGCUCCGAUCCCUUCCGAGCGUUCGGACGGCUGGUGGAGGUCUUGUCCCGUAUCAACGCUGCGCGCACUGCUUGGCAGGAUUCGAGUUUACCGGUUGCAGUGCGAGGGCAGCGACUGCGAUCUCAGGUGGCGAGCCUCGGCACAGUGUUUGUCAAGCUGGCGCAAACGAUGGCCACGCGUUCAGACUUGGUCACGAAAGAGCUCGGCAAAGAACUGGGGCUACUGCAGGACGCAAUGGGCCAGUUUUCAAACGACGUUGCUAUGCAGACCAUUCGUGAGGAGUUUGAUUGGGAUGGACCAGUUGCUGCGAGUGGAAGCUCGGAAGGUGGGCAGCUGCACCCUGGUGAAGCUGCGCCGCUUUUCUCUUCGCUGACGGAUGAGCCGGUGGCUGCAGCAUCGUUGGCGCAGGUGUAUCGGGGCAUACUUACUGACGGCACUGAGGUUGCCGUCAAGGUUCAAAGGCCUGGACUUGCGGAGCUUGUAGGCCUAGAUUUCUACGUGCUCAGACGAAUCCUGUUCACCGUGAAUGCGAUACUGGGUGCUACAAGGAGUUCUGAGAUCGCGCAGUCGGUCUUGGACGAGGUCGGAGACGGGCUUUUUGCCGAGCUUGAUUUCGUGCAAGAGGCCAGGCAUGCUGAACUAUUUCAAAGUCUUUAUGGCGCAAAAUGUCCUGACGUGGUCGUGCCUGAGGUUAUUUGGUCCCGGACCAGUACUCGAGUCCUGACGACCACGUGGUUGCAUGGUCGCAAGCCUCGAGACUUGAGUGCACAAGAAAAGCUGCGCCUGGUAAACCUGGCAGGGCCAUGCUUGUCAUUGCAAUUAAUGGACGCCGGUUUCGUGCAUUGUGACCCACAUGAGGGCAACAUGAUGCUUCUCGACGAUGGACGCCUCGGUUUGAUCGACUUCGGCCUGGUGGCGCAGAUGACAGCGGUUCAUCAGGAGAGCAUGGCCUCCGCAAUCCUCAGCCUGUUGGCGGAAGAUUACAAAGCACUGGUGCCGUGCUUUCGAGGAAUGGGUAUUCUGAGUUCCGAGCGAGAAGAUGACGAGGAUUUAAAGCGACCGGGCGAAGAGCAGCCCUUUGCAAUAGCACUGGAGGAGGCUUUGCAGGGAGGGCAGAAAGAUGCAAAGCGAUUGGUGCAGGAUGGCAUGGGAGUGGACCGUCGACGUGCCUUUGGACAGCUGUAUGAGGAACUGAGCAACCUAGCCUUCCGCUACUACUUCACCUUGCCGUCUUACUAUGUGCUUGUGAUGCGUUCCUUCGUGACGCUGGAAGGAAUAGCUUUCGCCGCCGAUCCGGACUUCAACAUGUACACAACAUCAUCGCCGUUUGCUCUGCGGAGACUCCUGAUGCCCCGCACUGCAACUGGCAGGAAGCUCUUGGAAGAAAGGCUCGUGGAGAGACAGGAGUCCGGACUGCGACUGAGGUUGUGGUCGCUUUUGCAAGGCCGGCUCAUGUACGGCAAGAGGUCUUCUAAGCAAGACGUCACCGGUACGGUCGGCACGGUCUCGAGAACUGUCAUGGAGGUCCUCAUUACAGUUCCCCAUGGACGCGCCUUGCGGCGAGUCCUCGCAACGCUGGAUAGUGUCAGCCUCAUCGAGGACUUGACGGCACCGGCCACAGCUCCGCUCAGACGUGUUGCAGCAAAAGUCCUGCUGUCCGGCGGGACAAGCUCUUGCCGUCGCAGGUCUCCUCAACGGUUGCUGAAGCGGAUAAUGCUGAAACACCUGCGGCGAGCGGCCGAAACCAGGCCGCUGCUGGCUGCGAAGUUUGUUUCCCAGCUUUGCUUUGCACUUGCGCUACGUGCAUUGCCUUGGAAGCGAAGAUGA